Mercenaria mercenaria is the source of this 946-nucleotide messenger RNA. Its product is annotated as proteasome assembly chaperone 3-like. Lineage: Eukaryota; Metazoa; Mollusca; Bivalvia; Venerida; Veneridae. Bases 85 to 477 code for a protein of 130 amino acids. The transcript has 4 exons. Gene Ontology annotation, biological process: proteasome assembly. The record is from RefSeq and is a predicted model, not a curated record.
AAGCUCAAACGGAAAACCGAUCAUCGUUCGAUUAGGACAGAAUGCCACUUGGUCAAACUCCAUGCUUCAUAAUCAAGUACACUCAUGGCGGCGCCCAUGGUUUCAGGAGUCAUUCAAACGCCGGAAUCAUUUCCUGUGAAGACAAAGCAGGUUGCAGUAGAGAUAAACAAGAUCAGGACAGAGUUGAUUUGUAUGCAGUUCAAGGACAGGGUCUUCUUUAUAGUGACACAAUACAACAAAAUUGGCACACUGGUGAAAGUGACACAGAACAACAUUGCUGAUGAGACUGGUGCCCGUUCUUCCAUGUACAGUACAGAUUUACUCAUGGGAAUAGAUGAACCGUUGACUCAUGUUGUAGCCAGGAAUCUGAUCACAGAAUUAUCCUUACAUAAACCUAUACUGCUCUCAGUCGCUCUGAAAGACUCGUCAGCACCUACUGUGAAAACAAUUGCCAAGAUUCUUCCUUCACUUGUCUAAUCCUUGUAUGGAUAACAAAGACAGGUGUGUCUCUACUGACGAACCAAGUUCUUUUAAAGGAAGUGGAAAAUUAUAGUGCAAGGUCCUAAUAGGACAGAGGAUAGGAAAAAGAGCUGUUUUCAUAUGAUAUGUUGCCUUCUGGCUGCAUAAAGUCCAUGAGCUGUGACACAUCUAGAUAGUAAAACCACCUUCUAAGGGCUUUUCUGUUCUGCUUUUACUUCUUGCAUAGCUCUUGUGGUCCGGCUUUGACAUUUAGUCAGAAAUAUUUUAUUUGAUUAAAAUCUUGCUGAAUAUUGUUAAUAUAUGAAUGGUUUCUUGUUGAGUUAUAAUGAAAUUAUGUCUUUAGAAGUUUUAUGAAAUGUCACAUAGAAUAAUGCAGACUUUGAAGAAAAACAAGUUGUGUUUACUUUAAUACAAGCAGAUUCGGUUAUUUGUGUAUAACUUACCCGCAUCUGUAGAUAUUUCUAUG